Messenger RNA from Eimeria acervulina, 1284 nucleotides. RefSeq names its product proteasome A-type and B-type domain-containing protein, putative. Bases 1 to 1284 code for a protein of 427 amino acids. Lineage: Eukaryota; Apicomplexa; Conoidasida; Eucoccidiorida; Eimeriidae. Gene Ontology annotation, cellular component: proteasome core complex. The record is from RefSeq and is a predicted model, not a curated record. The transcript has 8 exons.
AUGUUUACGCUAGACCGUCUAGCAGACGCAGGGGCGUUGCAGGGCUGCUCUCCUGCUCCAGCAGCAGCAGCAGCAGCAGCAAACGCUGCAGCAAACCCUGCAGACACUCGAAACCCUGUUACCACCACUUCCUCGGUCCUCGCCCUCACUUACAAAGACGGCGUCAUUAUGGUCGCCGACACCACAGUUUCAUACGGACGGAUGGUGCGUUUCCGUGGGCAGCCGCGUUUUAUUUCUUUAAACAACAAAACCCUCAUUUGUACAUCUGGAGAAUACUCAGACCAUCAGUUUCUUGAGCGGCAGCUGCAGGCGCUUGUUGCAGAGGACGCCGUGCAUGCAGGCAGCAGCAGCAGCAGCAGCAGCAGCAGCACCGGGGAUGCGCUUCUUACCCCCAAAGCCGUAGCUAACUACACCGCUCGCACCCUCUACAAUAAGAGGUGCCGCUUCAAUCCAUACUGGCUUUCAGUUGUUGUUGCUGGGCAUAUGGGCGCUCCUAAAGGCAUUCACGAGCAGCAGCAGCAGCAGCAGCAGCAGCAGCAGCAGCAGCAGCAAGGGGAGGGGAAUGCAAAGGAAGGAAAUGAAAUGUAUUUGGGGGCCAUUGAUCUCCUUGGCACCUUCUUUGAAGAAAAAGUUGUCGCUACAGGUCUUGGACGGUACUUUGCCAUUACUUUGAUGAGAGAGAAACACCGCCCGGACAUGUCUGAGCAGGAGGCGCGGGAGCUGCUGGAGGAGUGCAUGCGGAUUUUGUUUUACAGAGACUGCGCAGCCUCAAAUGAGGUUCAAUUUGCUAAGGUAACGGCCUCAGGGGUUACAAUCGACGAACCCAAAAAGCUGAGCUCCAGAUGGGACUUUGAGGCGUACACGAAGAAAACAAUUGAUAUGGACUUGGCUGGCUGCUCGUGCCCGCAAGGGGCGUGCUGCUGUGAGCAACGGCAGCAGCAGCAGCGAGAGCAGCAACAGCAGCGAGAGCAGCAACAGCAGCUGCAGCAACAGCAGCAGGAGCGCUCGAACAGACACCGCCGCUCAGCAGAAUAUGCAAAGCGGCGCACACACUGCAGGUACGCGCUCCUGCAGCAGCAAAUGCAGCAGCAGCAAAUGCAGCAGCAGCAAAUGCAGCAGCAGCAAAUGCAGCAGCAGCAAAUGCAGCAGCAACAAAUGCAGCAGCAGCAAAUGCAGCAGCACCAUCAGCAGGAAGUGCAUCCGCAGCAGCAGCAAAAAUGCAGCAGCAAGUACAGCAGCACCAGCAGCAAGUGCAGCAGCAGCAGCAGCAGCAGCAGCAGCUGA